AGUUGCUGUUUCAACUUCCUUUGGCAACAAGCCUCACAACCGCUCGUGUGUGUGUGUACAGCAUGUAGCAUCUUUAGCUAGCUCGAAACACGUAUUUAUGAUGUCACCUUGGUUUACUUUGGCGUUAAGUUCAAAAAUAAACGAAAACUAGCUCACGCUGCUAAAUCAAUGGCCAGCUAGAGCCGUGUUGCUUGGUUUACUUUGGCGUUACGUUCAAAAAUAAACGAAAAAUAGCUCAAGCUGCUAAAUCAAUGGCCAGCUAGAACCGUGUUGCUAUUCGCACCAUGUUUGUUGUGUGAGGAGAUGAACAGCUGCCAGUGGGGCCGUUUACUUCUCGCCUUCGUCGUCUUAGCGGUUGAGUGUUUGACGCAAGCGGGGACGACUGCAACUCUGACAGAUGAGCAACCUGUCAGCUCAGCGACCCCUUCUCCGGGGGUCACCGACGGACUGAAGUCCACCAGCCCCCUCCCUGCCACGAAUGACUCCAUAAAUGUUCGCGGUGAAAGCGGGACCCCCUUUGCAGACAACCAAACUUCGACGGCUGCUACUGCCGUAAGUCCGAUAAAUGGGCAACCUGUCAGUUCAGCAACCACUUCUUCUGGGGUGACCGACGGAGUGAAUUCGACCAUUCCCCUUCCUGGCACCAAUAAUUCCGUAAAUGUUACAGGCGGAAGCACUGGGACUCCUUUUGAAGACACCCCGAUUGUGGGACUCCCUGAGGCGUGUGUCUGCGAUUUAACUCCCGAUUUCUGCAACAUUGGCUGCUGUUGUGACAUUGCUGAUUGCGGCGUUGCUGACCUGAGUACUGUUUUCAAAGGAUGUCCUCAGAAAGCCACGUCAGGAGUCUGCAUUGAGAAAUGGCUGAUGUUCCGCGCCAACGUGGAUUCUUCUUUAGUCAGUGUGACCGAAUCUUUGUUUUGUGUUCAAUCUGCAGCUGAGCAUUUGGAGGUCCCCACUGUUCCACUUCAACUUCCAGUUUUAGGAGACUCUUAUCACUUCUCAUCACCUCAACCAAUAAGCGUCGGCCACAGCAGACAUUUUUAUCGGGCGGAUGAUGUCAUCCAGACGGUUUUCACCAAAUCAUCUGUGCGAGGUCUCCUUCGUCAGCCGUCUCCAGGAGCGGCUGGUGCUUUCUGUCUUAGUCGCAACCCCGCACGCUUCUUAAGGUCACAGUCUCUGUCUUGUACCCGCAUGGUAAAUCCUCAGUCGUGCACUAAAGACCCAAAUCUCAGCGCUCUCUCCUACUUCACGGAACUGAGUCUGAUUAAAAUUCCAAAACCUGCAGAAGAACAAGUGUCUGACCUUUUGAUCCCAGUCUCCCCACUUUCUGACUGGCCUGCACCCAGUGAGGAAACAAAUCUUUGUGUUAACGUGGCGAAAAAGGUGGAGUUUGUCAUAGUGUACACAGACAGAGGAGAGCUGGCAAGUGCGACAGUGAAUGUUGUUCUAGAGGAUGUGAAAAUGAACCAGUUGUUGCAACAGGUGCACUCGAUCCAAUAUAAGCUGGGGACAUCUCGCCCGUCUCCAAUGCCGACGAUUCCCUCAGUUGGACUGCGGGUGGGAUCCAGUGUCCUUGGUGGCUUUAACGGAGAAGUGAAACCCGUGACCAUAAUGGGGUUGCCGCAAGCUAGCGAGUGCUCCUCUGACCCCGCCACGCGGACGAACAUCCUCUUCACACACAACAGAAUCACAGGCUGCAGGUUUAGUUCUCCUUCCAGGAACUGCGCUGAGCUGCGUUCCCAGAUUGAUAGCAUCUUGCAGGGAGCCGCUGUUCCUGACGUGAUUGCCACGAGCUCGGGUUCCCAACCCGACUGGGCGACAGUCCUCAAGCAGGAGUGUCCUGUCAGCUCGGAGGAAACAUGUGACUCGGGCUGUACCCUCCCACACUUGCUCUCCGUGCAAGUGCUGUGGGCUCGUAUGGGCCUCCUCGACCUCCCUCAGAGUUACAUCCUGGGGGUUAAAUACCUCUUCCGCUGUCAAAAGUUUCAGUGCCCUUUGUCGUCAACCAUCGCUCUCACCACCGAGGUCGCAUUUGCCGACAUGACGGUUUACCCCAAAACUGUGCUGGAGACUGGGUCACCUUGAGGACGCGCUCUGCUUGACUGGCGUCUUCACCAGAGGCACUGCUGAGCUGGACAGACUCAUUCUUAUUACAGUUAAGGUCACUUACAGUUCAACGUUGCUUACAGCCAGUUUCCCAACAGGAUUAGAAUUCUUCACCAGGGAACUGGAUCGUAGAUGGUUUGGUUAUUGAAAGUUUGAGGAAGGCAUCGCUUUAUUUGUCCAAGAAAUUCGAUACACACAUUGGCUGAGGGUGCACUCGUGCAAGACUGCACUAAAGGAAAAAGGGGGUUCUCAUCUGUAACUUGAAUCCUUUCCCCUCAGAAUAAAAUAAAACUUAUUUUUGUAAUUUUUUAGUAACAGCAUGUGGGUUGAAGGUGUAUUUUUUUUUGUAUUCAGCUUCUCCUGCCGGACUGGCUAGUUGCUGUGCGUCCUUUUCUCCUUUCUCCCCGAGUGGCGGACGUAGUUGAGAAGGUGGACAAUUGCAGCCGGAGUUAUUCCUUGCAAACGUGUAGCAGCGCCCAGCUGGAGGGACACAAUGAGCUUUUUUAAUGUAUGCCAUAACUCGUUGACGUAGUUUUUAUUUAUUUAUUUUUUUAAUACCACCCCAAAAUAAAAAUGUAUAUGUUGAAACCCGUU
This is a messenger RNA of Phyllopteryx taeniolatus (common seadragon), 2700 nucleotides long. Its product is annotated as tectonic-3-like. The record is from RefSeq and is a predicted model, not a curated record. The transcript has 14 exons. Lineage: Eukaryota; Metazoa; Chordata; Actinopteri; Syngnathiformes; Syngnathidae. The coding region runs from base 304 to 2085 and encodes 593 amino acids. Gene Ontology annotation, biological process: smoothened signaling pathway; cilium assembly.